GAUAAUAGUCCAGAAAUGGAAGGAGAUGAAAGACAGAGGUUCCUACAUGGAUCGCACCAGUGUUCCUCACGCAGUACCUCCCCUUUGUGAUGAUGAUGAUGGUGAUAUCAUCACCUCCACCAUCCUCCCAUUGCAUUUUCAGAUCAAUGAGACGAGGGGGGGGCAGAAAAAAUGGGAGAGAGAGUGGGGGGGUCUGUGUAUUUUCAGCCACACGCUGACAGCUGUGCAGCUACCCCACGUACGUUGUCAUAUCCGGAGAGACAGCGAGAGGCAGAGAGAGCGUGAGUUUGACGUCCCUGUUUCUUCAGCGUCUUUUGCUGUGCAGACGCGUGCCUGUCUGCACCCGGAUUCCCCUUCAACUUUUUUUUUUUUCUUGCAAAUCUUUUAUACUGUUUUCAUUGUCGCAUUCCUCCGUCUUCCCUUUGGAAUGAACUAUUUUCCUGCCUGCGUCGUUUCCAUGUCAGCAUGGGAACUGCCGUGUCCAAAAGGAGGAAUUUAAGAAACGAUGCGAUAUCUUCUGUGGCAGCAAAAGUUAGAGCAGCUCGAGCUUUUGGAGAGUACCUGUCCCACACACAUCCUGAAAACCGAAACGGAUCAGCUCAUCUUCUGUGUGAAACCUUGGUGGGUCCCGACCCGGAGUCGCCAAGUGACACGAUUGGUGCCAAUAACAACAACCACCUGCAUCCCUGCUCCAACACUACCAAGGGCUGUGAGGACAACCGGGAGUCCAGCCUGGUGAAAUCCCCACUGGCACCUCCUCCUUCCAUCACCAUCUCUACCAAGCCAUCGCGGCUGUCCCUUGAGCGCAGCUUCUCAGCGGAGGAAGACCAGCAGAAGUGUGUCGAGUGCACCCUGCAGCCGGCCCGUGUGUACACCAUUACCACCCAGCGCGGUAUGCUGAUGAGCAGCGGCCGGGGCAGCAAGGAGAACUUAGAACUGGACGUCCUUAAGGAGAAGUCGGGGAGUCGUGGGGUGGGAUCCAGAGGUGGCUUGAUCCAGCCCUCCACUUCCCCUUCCUCCACCUCAUCGUCUCCAACCCAGUACCACCAUGCCAGCAGCAGCCGUGGCACCAGCCACCAUCACAGCAACCAUCACCACGGUAACCACCACCACGGGAACCAUCAUGGCGUGUCCGGGACAAAUGUGCCCUCCAGCAGUGGAGGAACUAGCGGGGCAAGUGGAAGCGGCAGUAGCAACCAGCAGCAGCAGCAGCAGUCUUUAGCCGCCGCUGGAUCCCACUCGCAUCAUGCAUCACACCACAGCCAUCACCAUCACAUGUCUCAGCCCCCCCUGCAGACCUCCGUCAGUGCCCACAACAUCCGCAGCUGGGGCGAGGGUGGAAAAGGUGAAGCUGAGUGCAGCGGGCUGGCCUGUGACUCAUGCAGCGGUGCCCCUUCGAGGAGCCAAGGCUCUCUGGACUUGGAGAGCGCAUCCCGAGAGGCAGGCAAGCAGCACCGACGCCUAGAGCGGAUGUGGAGUGUGGACCGGAUGACUGGGCUGGAGAGAGAGGACACUAACUGGUUCCCCAAGGAAAAUAUGUUCAGCUUUCAAACUGCCACAACAACCAUGCAGGCGAUAUCGGCUUUCCGGGGAUUUGUGCAGAGAAAGAGGAGAGAGAGGGAGCAGAAUUCGGCAGAAGUCAUCCAGAGGAACUUCCGGAAGCAUCUUCGGAUGGUGGGCAGCAGAAGGAUUAAAGCUCAGACUUUCGCUGAGCGUAGAUCGAAGAGUUUCAGCCGCUCCUGGAGUGACCCCACCCCUGUCAAGACUGACUCUGCUCAUGAACCCAGAGACAGCGGAGACUUGCAGGCUUCCUGUGGUACCCUGGAUGAAGGAGGCGUUGAUGACAGUUUAGACUGGGAGGAGGAGAGAGAGAUGGAGAGGCUGGCUUGUGAAGGAGAUGACUUUGUUCCUCCCAAAAUCAUGCUGAUCUCCUCUAAGGUCCCCAAGGCGGAAUACGUUCCCAAUAUAAUCCGCAGGGAUGACCCAUCCAUCAUCCCCAUACUCUACGACCAUGAACAUGCAACUUUUGAUGAUAUUUUGGAGGAAAUAGAGAAGAAGCUCACAUCUUACAGGAGAGGAAGCAAGUUCUGGAGGAUGCUCAUCUUUUGUCAGGGAGGACCUGGUCAUCUGUAUUUACUGAAGAAUAAAGUGGCAACCUUUGCUAAGGUGGAAAAGGAGGAAGACAUGAGCCAAUUCUGGAGGAGGCUUAGUCGCUUCAUGAGUAAAAUCAACCCAGAACCCAACCUGAUCCAUAUAAUGGGAUGCUAUGUCCUGGGCAACCCCAACGGAGAGAAGCUGUUCCAGAAACUGAAGAAUCUGAUGAGGCCUUAUUCUGUCGAGUUUGAGUCGCCGCUGGAGCUCUCUGCACAGGGCAAAGAGAUGAUUGAGAUGUACUUCGACUUCCGCCUCUACCGACUUUGGAAGACACGCCAGCACUCCAAGCUCUUGGACUAUGAGGAUUUUUUGUGACAAAGAAACCUGGACAAUGGGUGCAGCAGAGGCCUCCAGUGCCAGGAAUAACCUGAUAAAGCUGAUCCAGUGACUGGACAUUGUUCGAACCCGUCAACUCAACACAAAAAGUCAUAUGUGCUUUCAACCGGGAGAGGACUGGGAGAGGAGGAAGAGGCGGACAAGGAGGCUGGGGACAAACUGUGCCUCGGCUCCUCUUCACUUUCAGAGUAAGGAUCAAAGACUAACAAAAAGGGCCGAAAAAUACUUGUAAAAGAAUAAAAUUGGGGAAAAAGCAAAGACAACUGGACUGUCCACGUCUUAGUCGCCAACUCUCUUAGCCUCUUGAGUUUAAAGUAAAAAUUCGUAAUGCGUUAAAAAAGAGAUCAUCAUUUUAAUCACGCCUCUGUUGUAAGGACAUACUUUCUGAAGCUGAUGCGCUUCAGAAAAAAAUUCAUUUUUGUCACAGUGUGGUUCUGUGUUUCGACUGGACCUUUCAGAUAAUCUCAGACCCCAGAGACAGACGUAAACAUAAAUAACCCAUAUGUUGGUGUGUGUAUAUAUAUCACAUGAAUAUAUUAGCAUAGCUUUAGUCAUGCAAAUAAUACUCCAUAUGAGAAUAAUGAUGCAUCAUUUAUUUUUGAUGUGCAUUGUUGUGCAGUUUCAUAUGGAAAUACUUUGGAAUAACUCAGGUUUUAGCCAUGAAGUAAUUAAUCUGUUUGUCUAUUCUAUCAAGAUAUUGUAAUCUUCAUUGCCAUCGCUUGGAAUGAAUGUAUUAUCUCUCUAGAAAUGUAUCUUACGUUUGAGGAAUUGAGCUUCGUGUUUUGGUUUUUAAAAAAAGUAUAAUGUGCUGAUAUUGUGUGUGUGUGUGUGUGUGUGUGUGCACGCGUGUGCAUGUGAGGGUGUUUUCCAUGAAACAAAAGAAGAAAACAUGCACAUGUUGAGUGCAUUUUUCUCUCUGAAAGCAAAAGCAAUUGUUUAUCACCUUCAUCACCCGAGUUUUCUUUCGUGCUGUCACAUACAUACAAAGACAUUCUAGUACGAUUCAUGAUGUCAAGAGGGAUGUAACAGCCAUCCAGGUUUUCCAACCCCUGUAGUGCAGGAGUUGCCCUUUUGAUCCCUCCUGCUCCUCUGUAGAAGGUUCAGGCCACUUACUCGGCCCAUCAGCAGUGCCAGCUGCUCUCGCUAUCUGCCAAACACUCUUGGCUUCUCUUAAUGGCAGCCAAACGAGAUUCCACCACCUCUCAAUUCACUGGGCUGUGAUCCAGUCUGAGUACUGAAGUUCUCUGAAUUAAAGAGAUCUGCCAGGAGUUUAAGCUGUUAACAGCCAUCUGCUGGCCCUGUCAGGUGUCAGCUAGUUAAAGGCCAGAAAUAUGCACUGAGUGUGUGUUUUGUGUCUGAGAGCUGUCUCAGAAAAGGUUAGGGGUGGAUAGACAACCCUUACACACGCACACAAAAAAAAAAGAUUAGGGGUGGUUAAAUGCAGAGAGCAGCAGCUGACCCUACUGCUGGACCGCAAUCUGAAACAAUAUGCGAAUGCUUUCACCUUGUGGUUCACACACACAUACGCACGUGCGAGGUGCUGGAAUAGAAAUAAACUUUGAGAAACCAACAAUUCAGGGCAAAAUUGAAGGGACACUCCACAAAGGUCAGUUUACUGGCUGUGAUGAGUGCUUCUCAGCCUGCGAAAACACUUUUUAUUAUGUCUUAAGUCUCAGAAAAUAACCCUGGUGAUGUCUUCUCACUUUGGGACUUCAAACAGAAAGUCUGUCACAAACUGGCAAUAUGGACAUGGUUUAAAUGUAGAAGUUUACUAGCAGGGAUGGCCUAAUGAAAGAUGCUAUCAACUUGUUUGAUGGGAAGUGUAGUAUCCAAGAUAUUUUAGCAAUUGCUGUUUUGAUUUUGACCAUUUUCCUGUCACAAAGCCCACAAUUUUAGGAAAAUAAACAAUUAAAUAACAGUACUUGUUUAACAAUGACAUUUUUUUAAAUUCAACAAAACAGUUGUAGGAUUUAAACUAGGACAGUGACACUCCAAAUGCAGUCCAGCCACAGUUUAACAUUUGACUUAUCAGGUUGACAUGCUUUUGCACAAGGCUCUGAUGAAGGCAGGUUUGUUUAAAUGCAUCAGCUUAAGAGGUUCGAGUACUGGUGUCUGUACUUCUAAAGUUUUCAUGUGUCGGCACUUUUGAAAAUGUGGCCACAUUUUCCGAAUGUGGCAGCAGUCCUACAAUGUCCCACAAUGACAUCAGUCCCUGAAUGUCAGCAAAACAUCGCUGUGGAGCGACACAGCUACCGGGUAAGCAUGAUUUUAACCUGUUGUUAAGUAUCUGCAUAGGUGAUAGGUGUUUACAGAGUGAUUUAAUAGAUUUCAGUGGUCCCAGCUCUGCAUAACACACACAGACACAUACACACACACACAAGCAAAGAUAUUUAAAAUCUGUAUAUGGUAAAAGCUUUUCCAUCUGUCAUCAUUUGUGUGGAUGUGUUUUGGAGCAUUAUGUGCAGAUUUUUUUUGUGUGUGUUAAAGUCAGCCAGUCUCUCUGGAAUGCUCUCCAGCUUUCUACUCAAACACCUCUGGUUUUUAUUUGCUUUUGUCCUCUCUCUGACAUUGCAGUGCCAGAGUACAGUUUGUCUGGCACAGACAAGUGCUCUCUCAGCCUGAGUCACGCAGUAUAUGUUUCAUUACAGAUUUAAAAUUCACGUUACACAACCUGUCAUAUCACAGAGUCAUUUUAAUUCCAGCAGAAGCAUUAAGUUGCCAAGUUCUCAAAGAUACUGGCCCCAACAGCUAACGGCUAAUGACACUGGCUAAGUCAAAGUGCGGCAGAGAUGAACAGUGAUGUAAUUGAUUUAAUUCAGUGUUUUUCUUAUUCCAUAGAAAACAUAGGAAGAAAAAUCUCAUAUCCAGUGUUUAAAGGAAUUUCUGGUAAUUAAUCUUCUGUUUGAAUUUACUGGGAUGAACUGACCAUGAUGUGAAGAGCACUCUGACUCAGGAGUUUGAGAGAGCUUCGUUUUCUUCUUCAGCAAAAAAGUAAUAAUGAUAACAAUAAAAAAAAUAAAAAGCAUUAAAAGCGUAAUUUCAUCGGAAAUCUAAUUAAAGAUACAAAUGUGUCUAUCUCUCUCAGUCUGUUGUAUUAUUUGUCUUUUCAUUUCAUAUCGCAUAUUGGGAAUACCAGCUUUGAAAAAAAAAAAAAAAAAAAAAGCAGAGUACAGUAAGUUCUCUGAUUCUCUGAAAUCUGACCUUUUGUUUCAUUAUGUAUAAAGCACACUUAAGCUUGAAGACACAGGAGACUGAUACAGAAAUAGGAGAAUGCUGAAAGACAGAUGAAUCUCAACUAUUAUUUCUUCAUCACUGUCCCUUAUUACAUGAUUGAAAAUAGUUCAACACUUUCUUCAUUUCAAACUUUAGAA
Messenger RNA from Scatophagus argus, 5861 nucleotides. It is a transcript of the gene nsmfa, whose product is annotated as NMDA receptor synaptonuclear signaling and neuronal migration factor a. Gene Ontology annotation, cellular component: nucleus; cytoplasm. Gene Ontology annotation, biological process: regulation of neuronal synaptic plasticity; positive regulation of neuron migration. The record is from RefSeq and is a predicted model, not a curated record. Lineage: Eukaryota; Metazoa; Chordata; Actinopteri; Scatophagidae. Bases 466 to 2469 code for a protein of 667 amino acids. The transcript has 16 exons.